UUCAUUAUUAUUUUGCAGACUACUGUAUAUGCAGUUAGCGUAUUCUCAUUGUGCCUGCUACCAUACUUUUUCUUCAUAAAACUUUGCCAUUUUCUCUUGAUGUGGCUUAUACUGGGACUCUGCCUCACGGCUUCACUCAUCCACUCAGUUGAAAUGCUGCAGUGUCUUCGUUUUGUGAGUCCAGCCUGUGUGAAUCAAUUUUUAAUGACUACUACUGGUGAAGUUUGUACUGUUAUAAAAGCUGAUGCAAACACUUCAGAUGUUAAUACCACAUGUAUCACAAGGACCUCUUUUCCCAAAGCAUAUUGUUUGGAGCAGCAGAUGGAUAGUUCACCAGUCAUUGCAUCAAUUGGUUUAGGUUUUGCAAAUGUAGCUAUCAGUGUUUUCUGCUGUUCCACUGAUAAAUGUAACAAUGCCACUCUACCUGAACCCAACAAUGCCCCAAAUGGAUUAAAAUGUAUCUCAUGCAACAAUAUGACAGAUAAACAGUGUAAUACUGAAGUGUCAUGUGUGGGAGUCCAGGACCUCUGCCUUGAUCAUACAGCUCCAACAGGUAAUGCAGGAUUGCUCAUUCAGAUGUUUUUCCCUUUCCUUCAACGUGCUAGACUCAAGGGUUGUGUCUCAAGAAAUCUUUGUGGACCUUCAUCCAUCACCAAGUUCAACUGCAUUAGCAAUUUAGGUUACUCAGCUAUCAAAAAUACAGAAUUCAGAUUUCUUCUGAUGAUCUUUAUUACUGCUUUUUUCCUGUAAUUUCAAUUAUUAUUCAUGUAUUCUGGAAUGUUUUGAAAAGGUAUGCAGUCUGUAUUCUUGAAUUUUGCAUAUAAUUAAUUUUUGUAUAAAAAUUUGUGCAUUAUCCAAAUAUCUUUUUUUCUAGGUUUUUGUAAAUAUUAAUGAUCAGCAAGUGUAAAGACAUUACAGUAAUA
Molecule: messenger RNA, 923 nt
Organism: Labeo rohita (rohu)
Lineage: Eukaryota; Metazoa; Chordata; Actinopteri; Cypriniformes; Cyprinidae
Product: phospholipase A2 inhibitor NAI-like
Exons: 5
Coding region: 100-750 (216 amino acids)
Source: RefSeq, a predicted model, not a curated record